Molecule: messenger RNA, 951 nt
Organism: Mus pahari (shrew mouse)
Lineage: Eukaryota; Metazoa; Chordata; Mammalia; Rodentia; Muridae
Product: olfactory receptor 4D10-like
Exons: 2
Coding region: 1-951 (316 amino acids)
Biological process (GO): G protein-coupled receptor signaling pathway
Cellular component (GO): membrane
Molecular function (GO): G protein-coupled receptor activity; olfactory receptor activity
Source: RefSeq, a predicted model, not a curated record
AUGUCUACUGUGAAUGAUACACCCUUCUGUGAGUCACAGGAAGAAGUAAUGAAGAAAAUUAAGAAUGACACGCAAAUUCAUGAAGCGUUCCAUAUUUUUUUUUUCCUUCUCCUGGUGUAUGUGACAACUCUGCUGGGAAACCUUCUCAUCAUGGUCACAGUGACCUGUGAGUCUCGCCUUCACACCCCCAUGUAUUUCUUGCUCAGGAAUUUGUCUGUUGCUGAUAUCUGCUUUUCCUCCAUCACUGCCCCCAAGGUUUUGGUGGACCUUCUCUCAGACAGAAAGACCAUCUCUUUCAAUGGAUGUCUCACUCAGAUGUUCUUCUUCCACCUUAUUGGGGGAGUGGAUGUGUUUUCUCUGUCUGUGAUGGCUCUAGAUAGAUAUGUGGCCAUCUCUAAGCCCUUGCACUAUGUGACCAUCAUGAGCAGAGGCUGUUGCAUUUUGUUAAUAGUGGUCUCCUGGGUGGGGGGCUUUGCCCACUCCAUAGUACAGAUUUCUCUCUUGCUGACACUUCCAUUCUGUGGACACAAUGUUCUUGACACUUUCUACUGUGAUGUCCCCCAGGUCAUCAAACUUGCCUGCACAGACAUCUUUGUUCUUGAGCUGCUGAUGAUUUCCAAUAAUGGCCUGGUUGCUACUCUGUGGUUUGUGUUGUUGGUGGCAUCAUAUACAGUCAUUCUAAUGAUGCUUAGGUCUCAUUCAGGAGAGGGCAGGAAGAAAGUCAUCUCCACCUGCACCUCCCACAUCACCGUGGUCACCUUGCAUUUUGUCCCUUGCAUCUAUGUCUAUGCCAGGCCCUUCACUGCCCUCCCCACAGAUAAAGCCAUCUCUGUCACCUUCACAGUCAUCUCUCCUCUGCUAAACACCUUGAUCUAUACUCUGAGGAACCAGGAAAUGAAGUCAGCCAUGAGGAGACUUAGAAAAAGACUUGAACCUUCUGAUAGAGAAUAG